Molecule: messenger RNA, 984 nt
Organism: Cryptococcus wingfieldii CBS 7118
Lineage: Eukaryota; Fungi; Basidiomycota; Tremellomycetes; Tremellales; Cryptococcaceae
Product: pre-mRNA-splicing factor CWC26
Exons: 5
Coding region: 1-984 (327 amino acids)
Biological process (GO): mRNA splicing, via spliceosome
Cellular component (GO): U2-type spliceosomal complex; RES complex
Molecular function (GO): RNA binding
Source: RefSeq, a predicted model, not a curated record
AUGUCUGAUCUCAAAGCAUACCUUGCGGCAAAUUAUAUGUCUGGGCCCAAGGCCGAUGCCAUCCUGGCCCGUUCAUCCGAACCCAACCUCAAGAAGAAGAAGAAGAAGAAGCCAAAGAACGAAGACUAUAUUGGUGGCUCGGGGACCAAAGGCGAGGAACCUUCGGCAGGCGGCAUACUGCUCAAAGAUGAGGAUGAAAGCUGGAUAGGGCAAAAUGAAGAAGAUGAGGAUGUCGAUGGGCCUAUGGUCGGGAAGGAGCUGGCAACAUUCAAGAAAUCAAAAAACUCUUGGGCGACCGUUGCCGAUAAAUCUGCGCUCCCGUUACCAGAGGCGGGUCCGUCACACUCUGCCGAAGACGAACAAGUCCAGGAAGAACCUGAGGCGCCGCCAGUCCAAAUGACAAAACGUCGCGGAGGUCUCAGAACAUAUGCUCAACUGAAAGAAGACACCGAGCGAGAGAAGGCUGCCCAGCGCUCAGCAUCUCCUGUUGGUGACGACGACCGGCCAGACCCAACGGCGACAGUUUAUCGAGAUGCUUCGGGUCGAGUGAUUGAUAUGCAGCAGCUUAAGGAGGAGGAAAAGCGGGCAGAGGAAGAGGAGCGGAGAAAAGAGGCGGAGAAGAAGGAGUGGACUAAGGGUUUGCAGCAGCGUAGGGAAAGGGAAGAGAGGGCAAGACUGGAAAGGGAGAUGGCGGAUGCGGAUGUUGGGCGGACGAAAGAUGAUGUAAGGAUGAACAAUGAUAUGAAGGAUGAGGAGAGGUGGAAUGACCCGGCUGCGGCAUUUUUGACUAAAAGGAAGAAGAAGGGGCCCAGAAGACCAAAGUACCAGGGCCCGUGGACACCUAACCGAUUUGGCAUACCCCCGGGGUUCAGAUGGGAUGGCGUUGAUCGGUCAAAUGGAUUCGAGAAAAAGUUCUUCCAAGCACAAAAUACGCGAGCACGAAACGAAUACGAACAUAAUCAAUGGAGUGUGGAAGAUAUGUAG